AUGUCCUAUGAGAAGUUAUAUCCUGCUUUGAUACAAAAGAAUUUGGUACAGACUAGGACUCCAACAGCUAUUCCAAAGGAACUUCCAUGGUGGUAUAAAUCUCAUCAUCAUUGUGCAUUCCAUCAAGGUUCACCCGGUCAUGACAUUGAAAAUUGUCUUACUUUGAAAGCUGGGGUGAAAAGACUAGUGCAAAACGGUAUUUUGUCUUUUGAAGACUCUGGUCCUAAUGUGCAAGCCAAUUUGUUGCCUAAACAUGGUGGUGCAACUGUGAAUAUGGUUGAGGGAUGUCCUGGAAAAGAUAGGGAUGAAGAUGAGCAUGAUGUGAAUGUCAUAGUUCCCCAUUUCAAUAUCCCCGAACCAGUUGUGAUUGCCUACAAUAGUCAAAAGUUUGUUGUUUCUCCUUUGGUUAUUCGUCUGGCGGGUUCUACACCCUAUGAAUCUGACAGAGUUGUUCCUUACAAAUACAAUGCUAUAAUGUUGGAAGAUGGAAAGGAAGUCCCCAUAAUUUUCCUUUCUUAUGUUGUGAAUGUUGUUGAUGUAAGCGGUGUAACCCGAAGUGGUCGAGUAUUUGCUUUUGUGCCCCCUAAAAGAAUUGAAGAUACUUCGGUGGGUAAGCAAGCUCAGGUGGAAACUCCUGUUGUGCAGUCUGGCCAGUCCAAUGGUGUGAACCAGAAAUAUGAUCAUGAUGAAAGGCUUUGUAGAAAGUCUUGGAGCAACUAUGUAGAUUAUGAUGUAACAAUUGGUCAAUUCGAUGAUAUUGGGGCCAAGAUUACUGCGUGUAACAACCUAAGCUUUAGUGAUGAAGAAUUUUCUGAGCAAGGGAGGAACCAUAAUUUGGCUUCACACAUUUUGAUGAAUUACCAAGAAGAUGCUUUGUCCAAUGUGCUGGUUGACACUGGUUGUUCUCUAAAUGUUAUGCCAAAGUCUAAUAUGUCCAACCUCUCUUAUCAAGGUGCUCCGAUGAGGUUUAGUGGGGUUGUUGUGAAAGCCUUUGAUGGCUCGAGGAAAACUAUGAUUGGAGAAGUUGAUCUCCUAUUAAAGAUGGGUCUGUGCUCAUUUCAUAUUACGUUUCAAGUGAUGGACAUUCAUCCCGCCUAUAGUUGUCUCCUCGGUCGUCCAUGGAUUCAUGAAGUUGGGGCAGUGACGUAA
Messenger RNA from Lathyrus oleraceus (garden pea), 1149 nucleotides. RefSeq lists its product as uncharacterized. The coding region runs from base 1 to 1149 and encodes 382 amino acids. The record is from RefSeq and is a predicted model, not a curated record. The transcript has 3 exons. Lineage: Eukaryota; Viridiplantae; Streptophyta; Magnoliopsida; Fabales; Fabaceae.